AUAAUAAUACACAAGUGCAUAUAAAUUUGAUUCUGACGCUGCAGUCGUUGCGUUAAACAGCAAAAUGGCUGAAGCGGAAGGCGGCUCCGAGCAGGAUGAUGUCUCAUUCCUGAGAACGGAAGAUAUGGUCACGCUCUCCUGCACAGCAACGGGAGAACGUGUCUGUUUGGCCGCUGAGGGUUUUGGUAAUCGGCAUUGUUUUCUCGAAAACAUAGCCGAUAAGAAUGUGCCACCCGAUCUGUCGCAAUGCGUUUUCGUCAUUGAACAGGCGCUGUCGGUGCGUGCUCUGCAGGAGCUGGUCACAGCAGCUGGAUCCGAAACGGAUAGUCGACUUGGUAAAGGCACCGGAUCUGGCCAUAGAACACUACUCUAUGGCAACGCGAUACUCCUGAGGCAUCACAACAGCGAUAUGUACCUCGCUUGCCUGUCCACAUCGUCGUCGAAUGAUAAGCUUUCCUUUGAUGUGGGUCUGCAGGAGCAUAGCCAGGGCGAGGCCUGCUGGUGGACCGUCCAUCCGGCGAGUAAACAACGUUCAGAGGGUGAGAAGGUGCGUGUCGGCGAUGAUUUGAUUCUGGUAUCGGUUGCCACCGAGCGAUAUCUGCACACGACCAAGGAGAACGAGCAAUCGAUUGUGAAUGCCAGCUUCCAUGUGACCCACUGGUCCGUCCAGCCCUACGGCACGGGCAUUUCACGCAUGAAAUAUGUCGGCUAUGUCUUUGGCGGUGAUGUCCUUCGCUUCUUUCACGGCGGCGACGAGUGCCUGACCAUACCCAGCACCUGGGGCCGUGAGGCAGGUCAAAACAUUGUCAUAUACGAGGGGGGCGUGGUCAUGGCACAGGCGCGUUCUCUGUGGCGGCUGGAGUUGGCGCGCACAAAGUGGACGGGUGGCUUUAUAAACUGGUAUCAUCCGAUGCGUAUACGUCAUAUAACGACGGGACGCUAUUUGGGCGUCAACGAUAGCAACGAGCUGAUCCUGGUGAAAAAGGAGGAAGCCUCGAUUGCAACGACGACUUUCUGCCUGAGGCAAGAAAAAGACGACGAAAAGAAAGUGCUCGAGGACAAAGACUUGGAGGUAAUCGGUUCGCCGAUCAUCAAAUACGGUGACACCACCGUCAUCGUUCAACAUUGCGAGUCCAGCCUGUGGCUCAGCUACAAGAGCUACGAAACGAAAAAGAAAGGCGUCGGCAAAGUGGAAGAGAAACAGGCCAUCCUCCAUGAGGAGGGCAAAAUGGAUGAUUGCCUCGACUUCUCCCGCUCCCAGGAGGAGGAAUCGAAGACGGCACGCGUCAUCCGAAAGUGCAGCAGUCUCUUCACCCAGUUUAUAACCGCCUUGGAAACCUUGCAGUCCAACCGCCGCCAUUCGAUAUUUUUCCAAAAAGUCAACCUCAAUGAGAUGGUCAUGUGUCUGGAGGAUUUAAUCAAUUACUUCUCGCAGCCAGAAGAUGAUAUGGAGCAUGAGGAGAAACAAAAUCGAUUCCGUGCGUUGCGCAAUCGUCAGGAUCUGUUUCAGGAGGAGGGUGUGCUCAAUCUAAUACUGGAGGCCAUUGACAAGAUCAACAUAAUCACCUCGCAGGGUUUUCUGGCCAGUUUUCUGGCCGGCGACGAGACCGGCCAGAGUUGGGAUCUGAUCUCGACGUAUUUGUAUCAACUGCUCGCCGCCAUCAUCAAAGGCAAUCACACCAAUUGUGCACAGUUCGCCAACAGCAAUCGGCUCAACUGGCUCUUCUCGCGACUCGGAUCGCAGGCAUCCAGCGAGGGAUCCGGCAUGUUGGAUGUACUCCACUGUGUGCUCAUCGAUUCCCCGGAGGCGUUGAACAUGAUGCGGGAUGAGCACAUCAAGGUGAUUAUAUCGUUGCUAGAGAAGCACGGACGAGAUCCCAAGGUGCUCGACGUCCUCUGCUCGCUAUGUGUGGGCAAUGGAGUCGCUGUGCGCUCCUCGCAGAACAACAUCUGUGAUUUUCUGCUGCCCGGCAAGAAUCUGCUGUUGCAGACCCUGCUCGUGGACCAUGUGGCCAGCAUUCGUCCGAAUAUCUUUGUGGGACGCGUCGACGGCUCGUCCAUGUAUCAGAAAUGGUACUUUGAGGUGACCAUGGAUCACAUUGAGCAGACAACACACAUAAUGCCGCAUCUGCGCAUUGGUUGGGCCAACACAUCUGGCUAUGUGCCUUAUCCGGGCGGUGGCAAGAAAUGGGGAGGCAACGGAGUCGGCGAUGAUCUUUACUCCUUUGGCUUCGAUGGCGCCUUCCUGUGGACAGGUGGACGUAAGUCCUUGGUCGUCGAUGCAUUGCCCGAGGAGCCAUACAUAAGGAAAGGCGAUGUGAUUGGCGUGGCCAUCGAUCUGUCCGUGCCCGUGAUUACGUUCACCUUUAAUGGCGCCAAGGUGCGCGGCUGUUUCAGGGACUUCAAUUUGGAUGGCAUGUUCUUUCCAGUGAUGAGCUGCUCAUCGAAGCUCAGUUGUCGCUUUUUAUUUGGCGGCGAUCAUGGUCGCCUGAAGUUUGCACCACCCGUUGGUUUCUCAGCGCUCGUCCAAUGCCUGAUGCCGCAUCAGAUCUUGAGCUUGGAUCCCUGCUUCUAUUUUGGUAAUUUGAGCAAAAAUGUGCUCGCUGGUCCCUGGCUCAUCGAGGACGAUACACCGUUUGUGCCCAUGCCAGUGGAUACCAGCGGCGUCUCCCUGCCCAGUUCGGUGGAUCAGAUUAAGGAGAAGUUGGCGGAGAAUAUACAUGAGAUGUGGGCACUGAACAAGAUCGAUGCCGGUUGGUCGUGGGGCGAGCAUCGGGAUGACUAUCAACGUAUCCAUCCCUGCCUCACUCAGUUCGAGAAGCUGCCAGCGGCCGAAAAGCGUUACGACAAUCAACUGGCUGUUCAAACACUAAAGACAAUCAUUUCGUUGGGUUAUUAUAUAACGAUGGAUAAGCCACCGGCACGUAUACGCCCCGUGCGGCUGCCCAACGAGAUAUUCAUGCAGGCCAAUGGCUACAAGCCGGCUCCGCUCGAUCUGAGCGCCGUGACACUGACACCCAAGCUGGAGGAACUCGUCGAUCAGCUGGCCGAGAAUACGCACAACUUGUGGGCCCGCGAGCGAAUACAGCAAGGAUGGACCUACGGCCUCAACGAGGACUCCGACAAUCAUCGCAGCCCGCAUUUGGUGCCCUAUGCCAAGGUCGAUGAGGCGAUCAAGAAAGCGAACCGUGACACGGCCUCGGAAACGGUUCGAACUCUCCUCGUCUACGGUUAUGUGUUGGAUCCACCGACGGGCGAGGGCACCGAAGCCUUGCUGGCGGAGGCACAACGUUUAAAAUUCGCCGCUUUCCGGACGUAUCGCGUGGAACGCAAUUAUGCCGUCACCUCCGGCAAAUGGUAUUUCGAGUUUGAGGUGCUCACAGCAGGUCCUAUGAGAGUGGGUUGGGCCCGAGCCGAUUGCUAUCCGGGUGCGAUGUUGGGCAGCGAGGACACCAGCUGGGCAUUUGAUGGGCACAAUGUGACUAAAAUGCACGCCGGAACAAUUGAGCACUUCGGGGUGCGCUAUGAGGCUGGUGACGUCAUUGGUUGUUUCAUCGAUGUUAAGGAGCAAACGAUCAGUUUCUCACUGAAUGGCGAACUGCUGAUGGAUGCGCUGGGCGGAGAGACAACCUUUGCGGAUGUUACGGCCGAGGGAAUGGGUUUUGUGCCAGCCUGCACCUUGGGUGUGGGCCAGAAGGCACGUCUCAUCUAUGGCCAGGAUGUGGACUCGCUCAAGUUCUUUACGACGUGUGGCCUACAAGAGGGCUACGAACCCUUCUGCGUCAAUAUGCGUCGACCCGUUACGCAUUGGUAUACCAAGGAUCAGCCGAUCUUUGAGAAUACCGAAGAGAUGCCUGAUUGCCGGAUCGAUGUCACCCGUAUUCCAGGUGGUGCUGAUACCCCACCACAUUUGAAGAUCUCGCACAACACAUUUGAGACGAUGGAGAAAGCGAACUGGGAGUUCUUGCGUCUCUCCCUGCCCGUCACCUGCAUGAGCGACUUCAUCAGUGAGCAGGAGAAGGCGCGACGCUGGGAGGAGAUUAAGAUACGCCAGUAUCGUCUGAUGCGUGAGGCACAGGAGGCAGCCGUGCAGCUGCAACAGACACAAAAUGCCGCCCACAUGGAUCACAUGCUGAAGGGUGGCUUUAACAUGAACGACAUUAAGGGUUUGACUCGUAAUUUCGAAGAUCACACCGAGCCCGAGGCGGAGCACAUGAUGCGUGGUCCGAAUCGACCGCCACGCAAGGGUUCGCUCACCCGGAACAUCACCUUCGAGUCGGAUAUGACUGCCGCCUUGGAUGAGAUGCAACGCUCCUCAUCGGUGCUGGACAUGAAUGGCCUCGGUGAGGACCUCGAUGAGAAAAAGAAACGCGGCCGCAGCCCCUUCAAGUUCUUCUCGAAGAAAUCACGCGAUCAGAGUCGGGAUAAGAAUGGCUCGCGGACGGCAGACACCUCGCUGGAGCGCCGGAAUACUGUUGCCCACGGCAGGAAUGUGGUCACCCAGCAGAUGACAACCAGGACACCAACUCUGCGACUGAACAAUGCGGACAUGCCGCCGAGUCCCGUGGCACAGGGUCCCAAGCAGCUGAGCGCCUCGACCUUAGGUCAACCGAAUGUGGAAUCAUCCGGCAACGAGAUAUUCGAUGCCGAGUGUCUGAAGCUGAUCAACGAAUACUUCUAUGGCGUACGCAUCUUUCCCGGCCAGGAUCCCACACAUGUCUAUGUGGGCUGGGUGACAACCCAAUAUCAUUUGCAUAGUCGCGAAUUCAACAAGAGCAAAGUACGUCGCGGUUCCGUCUUUAUUGAGGAUUACUAUGAGGUGCCCAUCGAGCGAAUCGAUCGUCAGAGCUGCUACGUUGUCCGAGCGGACGAACUGUUCAACGAGGUGACGCAGGAUGCGUCGGGCAAGGGUGCAUCGCAGGGCAUGUUUGUGGGCUGUUUUGUGGAUACGGCAACAGGCAUAAUACGCUUCACGUGCGAGGGCAAGGAUACCUCACAUCGCUGGAUGAUGGAACCGGAUACCAAAUUGUUUCCGGCCAUAUUCGUUGAGGCCACCAGCAAGGAGAUCCUACAAAUCGAGCUAGGACGCACCGAGACAACGUUGCCGCUGUCUGCGGCCGUGUUGCCCACAAGUGACAAGCACAUUAAUCCCCAAUCGCCACCCCGUCUGAAGGUGCAGUGCCUGCGUCCACAUCAAUGGGCCCGGGUGCCCAACACCUCGUUGCAGGUGCACGCACUUAAGUUGUCCGAUAUCCGGGGCUGGUCGAUGCUCUGCGAGGAUCCAGUCUCAAUGCUGGCGCUGCACAUACCCGAGGAGGAUCGUUGCAUCGACAUACUCGAACUGAUCGAAAUGGACAAGUUGCUCUCGUUCCAUGCCCACACGCUAACCCUCUAUGCGGCACUCUGCUAUCAGUCAAAUUAUCGUGCGGCUCAUGCUCUCUGUCAGCACGUGGAUCAGAAGCAGUUGCUCUACGCAAUACGAUCGGAGUACAUGAGUGGUCCGUUGCGUCAGGGCUUCUAUGAUUUACUGAUUGCCCUGCACUUGGAAUCCCAUGCGACUACAAUGGAGGUGUGCAAGAAUGAGUAUAUCACCCCGCUGGGUAUCGAACUCAAGGAACUCUAUGCGGAAGAUGAGAUGCGUCACUCGCUGCGCUCUCUGGUCACGGAGUCGGUGCGGCCCCAGCUACGCAUGACGGAAAUCACCCCCCCUGUGAUUGCAACAUCUAGUAUGCCAAGUGUUUCCAGUGAACCGAUACCCAACAUCGAUCAGUUAUACUCCCCGAAGUUUCCCCUAGAAGUAGUCCGUGAAUUCGUGAUGGAAGCCCUCAAAGACGCUGUAGAAAUAAAUCAAGUGCAUAAUCGUGAUCCCAUCGGUUGGACAAACGAGAAUCUAUUUUUACCACUUAUCAAGUUGACGGAUCGGUUGCUCUUGGUGGGCGUGCUCACGGACGAGGAUGUGCAAAAGCUAUUGGUAAUGGUGGAUCCAGAGACCUGGGAUGCCACUUUCACGAAAGAGGGUAAAGACGAGCAUCGCAAGGGUCUGUUGACCAUGAAAAUGGCGGAGGGUGCCAAGCUGCAGAUGUGCUACUUGUUGCAUCAUCUGUACGAUACACAGUUGCGUCAUCGGGUGGAGAGCAUUAUAUCGUUUUCGCAUGAUUUUGUUGGUGAUCUGCAGACCGAUCAGUUGCGACGUUAUAUCGAGAUUAAACAAUCCGAUCUGCCAAGUGCUGUUGCGGCCAAAAAGACAAAGGAGUUCCGUUGUCCGCCGCGCGAGCAAAUGAAUCAGAUAUUGUGCUUUAAGAAUCUGGAGCCAGACGAUCAGGACAAUUGCACCUGUGGCCUUGAGUUGCGCAGUCGCUUAAGUGAAUUCCAUGAUCUGCUUAUGCAGAAGGUAUCGCUGAACGCGCUGCAAGAGCCGGAUGGUACCGAGAGUACAGCCAUCGAAGAGAUUAAAACGGGUCCCAUAACCAAAAUCUAUAAUUUCAUCAAUACCGUUAAGGAGCUAGAGGAGGGACCCAAAGAGGUGGAGGAGCCUGAGAAGAAGACACCCGAAGAGGUAUUCCGCAAGGUCCUAAUCAAAACCAUUGUCAGCUGGGCUGAAGAAUCACAAAUUGAAAAUCCCAAACUGGUUCGUGAAAUGUUCAGUUUGCUGGUCCGACAAUACGAUACGGUCGGAGAGCUUGUCCGUGCGCUCGAGAAGACGUAUGUUAUUAAUCAUCGGGCACGAAACGAUGUCGCUGAGAUGUGGGUUGGCCUCAGCCAGAUACGCGCCCUACUCCCCGUCCAAAUGAGCCAGGAGGAAGAGGAACUGAUGCGCAAGCGUCUCUGGAAAUUGGUCAAUAACGCCACAUUCUUCCAGCAUCCCGAUUUGAUACGCAUUCUACGUGUCCACGAGAACGUGAUGGCCGUCAUGAUGAAUACGCUGGGGCGUCGUGCCCAGGCACAGAGCGAUGCACCCGCCCAGACAGAGGGUGCCGAAGGUGUGCCCUCGAAGGAGAAAGACACAUCGCAUGAGAUGGUCGUGGCCUGUUGCCGAUUCUUGUGCUAUUUUUGCCGUACUGGAAGGCAAAAUCAGAAGGCCAUGUUCGAUCAUUUUGAUUUUCUGUUGGACAAUGCGAAUAUAUUGUUAGCCCGGCCCAGUUUGCGUGGUUCGACCCCAUUGGAUGUGGCAUACUCGAGUUUGAUGGAGAACACAGAAUUAGCUCUGGCACUUAGGGAACACUAUUUGGAGAAAAUUGCCGUUUAUUUGUCGCGUUGUGGCUUGCAAAGCAAUUCGGAACUUGUGGAGAAGGGUUAUCCGGAUCUGGGUUGGGAUCCCACCGAGGGUGAACGUUAUUUGGACUUUUUACGCUAUUGCGUUUGGGUGAAUGGCGAGAGUGUCGAGGAGAAUGCCAACCUUGUCAUUCGUCUUCUUAUCCGUCGUCCAGAAUGCUUGGGACCGGCCCUAAGAGGAGAAGGAGAAGGUCUCUUCCGUGCCAUUGUCGAAGCGAAUCGUAUGUCCGAACGCAUUUCGGAUCGCUGCAAGAUGCAGGACGAAGCCGAAGGCACCAUCGUCGGCCUAAAUUUCACCCAUCCCUUGCCCGAAGGUGAGGAGGAUGAGGAUUAUAUUGAUACUGGCGCUGCCAUUUUGAAUUUCUAUUGUACACUCGUCGAUCUGUUGGGCCGUUGCGCCCCCGAUGUCUCGGUCAUUGAGCAGGGCAAGAAUGAAUCACUGAGAGCUAGAGCUAUUUUGAGAUCUCUGGUGCCACUGGAAGACCUUCAGGGUGUGCUAAGCUUAAAGUUUACGUUGACACAAACCGCUCCCGGCGAGGAGAAACCGAAAUCGGAUAUGCCCUCCGGUCUAUUACCCAAUAACAAGCAGAGCAUAGUAUUAUUCCUGGAACGUGUCUAUGGCAUUGAGACACAGGAUCUAUUCUAUCGUUUGCUUGAGGAUGCAUUUCUACCCGAUUUGCGUACCGCGACCAUUCUGGAUAAGAGUGAUGGGUCGGAGAGUGACAUGGCCUUGGCCAUGAAUCGUUAUAUUGGCAACUCGAUUCUGCCUUUGUUGAUCAAGCACUCCAAGUUCUACAACGAGGCCGAGAACUAUGCCAGUCUGCUGGAUGCCACACUGCACACGGUCUAUCGGCUGUCCAAGAACCGUAUGCUAACCAAGGGUCAACGUGAGGCCGUAUCCGAUUUCCUCGUAGCGUUAACAUCACAAAUGCAACCUGCGAUGCUACUGAAGCUAUUGCGCAAGUUGACUGUUGAUGUGUCAAAGCUAUCCGAAUACACAACGGUCGCGCUCAGGCUGCUCACACUGCACUUCGAUCGGUGCGCCAAGUACUAUGGCUCGACUCAAGGUCAGGGCUCGUAUGGAGCGUCGUCAGAUGAGGAGAAGCGUUUAACAAUGCUUCUGUUCUCGAACAUUUUUGACUCGCUGAGCAACAUGGACUAUGACCCGGAACUGUUCGGUAAAGCGUUGCCCUGUCUAACAGCCAUCGGCUGUGCCUUGCCACCCGAUUAUAGCUUAUCGAAGAACACCGACGAGGAUUACUAUGGCAGACAGAUGGGUGCACCAGAUCAGCCCCAAUAUGUACCCAAUCCCAUCGAUACGAACAAUGUGCACUUGGAUAAUGAUCUAAAUUCAUUGGUGCAAAAGUUCAGUGAACAUUAUCACGAUGCUUGGGCCAGUCGCCGUUUGGAAGGUAGCUGGACCUAUGGCGAAAUUCGUUCCGAUAACGAUCGCAAGCAUCCGCGUCUAAAGCCCUACAAUAUGCUCACCGAAUAUGAACGUGAGCGUUAUCGUGAUCCGGUACGUGAAUGUCUAAAGGGUCUCCUGGCCAUCGGUUGGACCGUGGAACACUCCGAAAUGGAUUUGCCGCUUAAUCAUCGCGGCUCGACGCGUCGCCAAUCGAAACCACAAAUUCAUGAAUUUCAGAAUGAGGGUAGUCCCUUCAACUACAAUCCACAUCCGGUGGACAUGAGCAAUCUGACGCUGAGCAGAGAGAUGCAGAAUAUGGCCGAGCGUUUGGCCGAAAACUCCCACGACAUAUGGGCAAAGAAGAAGAACGAAGAGCUGAACGGCUGUGGUGGAGUAAUCCAUCCCCAGUUGGUGCCCUAUGAUCUGCUAACGGACAAGGAGAAGAAGAAGGAUCGCGAGCGUUCGCAGGAGUUCCUCAAAUACAUGCAAUAUCAGGGUUACAAAUUGCACAAGCCCUCCAAGGGUGGUGCCGUUGAGGAAGGUGGUGCUACACAGGCAGCGGUUGAGCUGCGCUUCUCCUACUCGCUGCUGGAGAAGCUCAUACAGUAUCUGGAUCGGGCGACAAUCAACAUGAAACUGCUGAAGCCAUCGACAACGUUCAGUCGUCGCACCUCGUUCAAGACCGCAUCGCGUGACAUUAAGUUCUUCUCAAAAGUGGUGCUGCCACUGAUGGAGAAAUACUUCUCGACGCAUCGCAAUUAUUUUAUUGCCAUUGCAACGGCCACAAAUAAUGUGGGUGCUGCCUCCUUGAAGGAGAAGGAAAUGGUUGCCUCUAUAUUCUGUAAACUAGCUGCGUUGUUGCGCAAUCGCUUGAGUGCCUUUGGGCCGGAUGUGCGCAUCACUGUGCGCUGCUUGCAGGUGCUCGUCAAGGGCAUCGAUGCCAAGACCUUGACCAAGAAUUGUCCCGAAUUCAUACGUACCUCCAUGCUGACGUUCUUUAAUCAGACAUCGGAUGAUCUGGGCAACACCAUCCUCAAUCUGCAGGAUGGCAAAUACAGUCAUCUCCGUGGCACACAUCUGAAGACCUCCACAUCGCUGGGCUAUGUUAAUCAGGUGGUGUUGCCAGUGUUGACAGCGAUGUUUGAUCAUCUCGCUGCCUGUGAUUAUGGCAGUGAUCUCCUGCUCGAUGAGAUUCAGGUGGCGUCCUAUAAAAUUCUAGCUGCUCUCUAUCAUUUGGGUACGGAUGGAACUCUGACACAUGAUCGUAAAUAUUUGAAGACGGAAAUCGAGCGACAUCGGCCGGCGUUGGGCUCGUGUUUGGGUGCGUAUAGCUCCUGCUUUCCGGUUGCCUAUCUAGAACCGCAUCUGAACAAGCAUAAUCAGUACUCCCUGCUGAAUCGUAUUGCGGAUCAUUCUCUGGAGGCGCAGGAUAUCAUGGUCAAAAUGGAGAGUUGUAUGCCCAAUUUGGAGGCAAUACUUAGCGAAGUCGAUCAAUUUGUGGAGUCCGAUAAGACGUACAAUGAUGCACCGCAUAUCAUUGAUGUCAUCCUGCCGCUACUCUGCGCCUAUCUGCCCUUCUGGUGGUCCCAGGGACCCGAUAACGUCAGUCCGACGAGUGGCAAUCAUGUCACCAUGGUCACUGCAGAUCAUAUGAAUUCUUUGUUGCGUAACGUUCUCAAAAUGAUCAAGAAGAAUAUUGGCAACGAUAAUGCCCCAUGGAUGACUAGAAUUGCGGCGUACACGCAGCAGAUUAUCAUAAAUACAUCGGAGGAGCUGUUGAAGGAUCCAUUCCUACCGUUGGCGGAACGCGUGAAGAAACGCACCGAAAAUAUGCUGCACAAGGAGGAGAGUAUGCGAGGCUUCAUCAAGUCCGCCACCGACGAUACAUCCCAGGUGGAGACUCAGCUUCAGGAGGAUUGGAAUUUGCUCGUGCGCGAUAUUUACUCGUUUUAUCCGCUGCUCAUCAAGUAUGUGGAUUUGCAGCGUAAUCAUUGGCUCAAGGAUAACAUUCCGGAGGCCGAGGAGCUGUACAAUCAUGUCGCAGAGAUCUUUAACAUCUGGUCGAAGAGUCAAUACUUCCUAAAGGAGGAACAGAAUUUCAUAUCGGCAAAUGAAAUCGAUAAUAUGGCGCUGAUUAUGCCGACAGCAACGAGACGAUCAGCCAUUUCGGAAGGUGCUCCAGCCGUGGGAGGUAAAGUGAAGAAGAAGAAGAAGAACCGGGAUAAGAAACGUGAUAAGGACAAGGAGGUGCAGGCAAGUCUAAUGGUCGCCUGCCUGAAGCGUCUGCUGCCCGUCGGAUUAAAUCUGUUUGCUGGCAGGGAGCAAGAGCUGGUGCAACACUGCAAGGAUAGAUACCUGAAGAAAAUGAACGAAUAUGAUGUCAUCGAAUUUGCACGCAAUCAACUCACAUUGCCCGACAAACUGGAUCCCUCGGAUGAGAUGUCCUGGCAGCACUACCUGUACUCUAAGCUGGGCAAAACGGAGGAGUCCGUCGAUGAGCAGGCCCUGGAGAAGAUCAACUCCAACUCCAAUGAGAAGGGUAAAGACAAGACGCAGGAAACUGUGGAUCGGAUUGUGGCCAUGGCAAAGGUUCUGUUUGGCCUGCAUAUGAUCGACCAUCCACAACAGCAGAGCAAAAAUGUCUACAGGAGUGUUGUGUCGAUCCAAAGGAAGCGUGCCGUAAUCGCAUGCUUCCGUCAGACAUCGUUACAUUCUCUGCCCAGACAUCGUGCCUGUAAUAUCUUUGCACGCACCUACUACGAGCAAUGGCUGCAGGAAGAGAACGUCGGUCAGGAGGUAAUGAUCGAGGAUCUGACGCAGACAUUCGAGGAAUCGGAGAAGUCCAAGAAGGACGAAGAGGAAGCGGAGGGUAAGCCAGAUCCAUUGACUCAGUUGGUGACGACAUUCUGUCGUGGAGCGAUGACGGAGCGCAGUGGAGCACUCCAAGAGGAUCUGUUGUAUAUGUCGUAUGCCCAAAUUGCUGCAAAAUCCUGUGGCGAAGAGGAGGAGGAGGGCGGCGAGGAGGGCGAAGGCGGCGAGGGCGGAGAAGAGGGCGAAGGCACUAGUAUCCAUUGCCGCAUGUCCCAACUAAUGGAACAAGAAAUGGAGAAACAGAAGCUGCUGUUCCAUCAGGCUCGACUCUCGAAUCGUGGCGUUGCCGAAAUGGUGCUGUUGCACAUUUCCGCCUCCAAAGGUAUACCUUCGGAGAUGGUCAUGACGACACUCAAUUUGGGCAUCGCCAUAUUGCGGGGUGGCAACAUCGACAUCCAAAUGGGCAUGCUCAAUCAUCUCAAGGAGAAAAAGGAUGUCGGCUUCUUCACAUCCAUCGCUGGGUUGAUGAACUCGUGCAGUGUCCUCGACUUGGAUGCCUUCGAGCGUAACACAAAAGCCGAGGAGUAUAUUCCAAGUGCGGGUGCAGGUCUUGGUGUCGGCUCCGAGGGUGCGGCGGGUGAGAAAAAUAUGCACGAUGCCGAAUUCACGUGUGCUCUCUUCCGGUUCAUCCAACUCACCUGUGAAGGGCAUAAUCUGGAAUGGCAAAACUAUUUGCGUACCCAGGCGGGAAAUACGACUACUGUUAACGUGGUCAUUUGUACAGUGGAUUAUCUGUUGCGUCUGCAGGAAUCGAUUAUGGACUUUUAUUGGCACUAUUCCAGCAAGGAGAUCAUUGAUCCGGCUGGCAAAGCCAACUUUUUCAAGGCCAUUGGGGUGGCCAGUCAGGUGUUCAACACCCUCACCGAGGUUAUUCAAGGUCCAUGUACACUCAAUCAACAGGCCUUGGCCCAUUCCAGAUUGUGGGAUGCGGUUGGUGGUUUCCUAUUUCUGUUCUCGCACAUGCAGGACAAGCUCUCGAAGCACUCCAGUCAGGUGGAUUUGCUCAAGGAGCUGCUCAAUCUACAAAAGGAUAUGAUCACCAUGAUGUUAUCCAUGCUGGAAGGCAAUGUUGUCAAUGGCACUAUUGGCAAGCAAAUGGUGGACACUCUUGUUGAAUCGGCUGGCAAUGUUGAACUGAUUCUCAAGUAUUUCGAUAUGUUCCUUAAAUUGGCCGACUUGAUCGAGUCGCCCAGCUUCCAUGAGAUCGACAUGAAGAACGAGGGAUGGGUAAUACCCAAGGAUUUCCGAGACAAAAUGGAGCAGUCCAAGAACUACACACCGGAAGAGAUGGAUUUCCUUUUGGCCUGCUGUGAACGGAAUCAUGAAGGUAAAAUCGAUUACAGAGCCUUCGUCGAACGUUUCCACGAGCCAUCAAAGGAGAUCGGUUUCAACCUGGCUGUGCUGCUGACCAACCUCAGUGAACAUAUGCCAAAUGAGCCACGCUUGGCCCGCUUCCUCGAGACAGCCGGAUCCGUAUUGAAUUAUUUCGAACCGUUCCUGGGUCGCAUCGAAAUCUUGGGCAGUUCGAAGCGUAUUGAACGCGUCUACUUUGAGAUCAAGGAUUCGAAUAUUGAGCAAUGGGAGAAGCCGCAGAUUCGUGAAUCAAAACGUGCCUUCUUCUAUUCGAUUGUCACCGAGGGCGGUGAUAAAGAGAAACUGGAAGCCUUCGUCAAUUUCUGUGAGGAUGCCAUCUUUGAGAUGACUCACGCCUCCGGCCUGAUGGCCACCGAUGACGGCGGCAGUAAUGUGAAACGCGAUACUGCCUACACUUCGUAUAUGAGCGAGGAGGAGGAGGAACGUGCCGCUCGUGAUCCCAUCCGGCGAACCAUCACUGCUGUCAAGGAGGGCCUCAAAUUCGGUGUCCACAUGCUGAGUCCAUCAAAUAUCAAACAUCAAAUCGGUGUGAUGCAAACGAAAUCGAUACCCGAAUUAAUUAUUGGCUUCUUCCGGAUCAUCUUCUAUAUGUUCUACUAUACGGGCUAUGCGCAUUACUGUGUUGUACGUUAUAUAUUUGGUAUCCUAUUGAAUCUGAUGCGUGGCCCGGCGCCGGAACAGGAGGAUGAAAUGGCCGUUGUGGAGGAGGAAACAUUUGGCAGAGCGCUGCCACCGUUGCCAUUGGAAGAGCCACCGGGACCGGUUCAAGCCUUCGGCUUGGAUAUCAACAAGGAGGACAAUGGCAUGUAUAAGGUGGUCGUCCACGAAUCGCCGGCGAACUCAUCCGUCGAUGAGGGUGGUGAAUCUAGUCCAGAGGAUGGUGUAGCAGCUUUGGCCACAGGUGAACUCAUCGAAGGUGAACCACAUCCGGAGCCCAUUUCGAUAGUGGAUCUACUUGGUGGCGAGGCCGCGAAGAAGGCGGCCCAAGAGCGUCAGGAGGCGCAGAAAGCGCAGGAAGCGGCAAUGGCCUCCAUCGAGGCAGAGGCCAAGAAGUCAUCCGCAGCUCCCCAAGAAACCCCAGCCGUCAAUCAAAUCGAUUUCUCGCAAUAUACUCACCGGGCCGUCAGCUUUUUGGCCCGCAACUUUUACAAUCUGAAAUAUGUUGCCCUGGUUUUGGCCUUUAGCAUUAAUUUCAUGCUGCUCUUCUAUAAGGUGACCUCGUUAGCCGAGGAAUCCGAUGGCUCUGGCGAGGAGGAAUUGAUUUUGGGGUCUGGUUCGGGUGCUGGCGCCGAUUUGGGUGGCUCUGGCCUAGGUGGUUCUGGCGAUGGCGGCUCUGGCGAUGGUGAUUUCGAGGAUGAUGAUAUACCGGAACUGGUCCAUGUCGAUGAGGAUUUCUUCUAUAUGGAGCAUGUGCUACGCAUCGCUGCCUGUCUCCAUUCCCUCGUAUCGCUUGCCAUGUUGAUUGCCUACUAUCAUCUGAAGGUGCCACUGGCCAUCUUUAAGCGGGAAAAGGAGAUCGCUCGUCGUUUGGAAUUCGAUGGUCUUUUCAUUGCUGAACAGCCGGAGGAUGAUGAUUUCAAAUCCCAUUGGGACAAGUUGGUCAUCUCUGCGAAAAGUUUUCCGGUCAACUAUUGGGAUAAGUUCGUCAAGAAGAAGGUGCGACAGAAGUACAGUGAAACUUAUGAUUUUGAUUCGAUCUCGAAUUUGCUGGGCAUGGAGAAGAGCGCGUUUGCUGCACAGGAGAGCGAGGAGACGGGCAUCUUUAAGUACAUCAUGAACAUCGAUUGGCGCUAUCAGGUGUGGAAGGCGGGCGUCACCUUCACGGACAAUGCCUUCCUGUAUUCGCUGUGGUAUUUCAGCUUCUCCGUCAUGGGCAAUUUUAAUAAUUUCUUCUUUGCCGCCCAUUUAUUGGAUGUGGCCGUUGGAUUUAAGACGCUGCGCACCAUUCUGCAAUCCGUAACCCACAAUGGUAAACAGCUGGUGCUGACUGUGAUGUUGCUCACGAUUAUCGUGUAUAUCUAUACGGUGAUUGCGUUCAAUUUCUUCCGCAAAUUCUACAUCCAGGAGGAAGACGAAGAGGUGGACAAGAAGUGUCACGAUAUGUUGACCUGUUUCGUCUUCCAUUUGUAUAAGGGUGUGAGAGCUGGUGGUGGCAUUGGUGAUGAGAUCGGUGAUCCGGAUGGUGAUGACUACGAGGUAUAUCGCAUCAUCUUUGAUAUUACGUUCUUCUUCUUCGUCAUCGUUAUCCUGCUGGCCAUCAUUCAGGGUCUGAUUAUUGACGCAUUUGGCGAGCUGCGUGAUCAGUUGGAAUCCGUCAAGGAUAAUAUGGAAUCGAAUUGCUUUAUUUGUGGCAUGGGCAAGGAUUUCUUUGAUAUAGUGCCGCACGGCUUCGAUACGCAUGUGCAGAAGGAGCACAAUCUGGCCAAUUAUAUGUUCUUCCUGAUGCAUUUGAUUAACAAACCGGAUACGGAAUACACUGGCCAGGAGACGUACGUGUGGAAUAUGUAUCAACAGCGCAGCUGGGAUUUCUUCCCAGUCGGUGACUGUUUCCGCAAGCAAUACGAGGAUGAACUCUCUGGCGGCGGCGGCGGUGGCGGCGGUGGCUAACAGCUCCAUGUCCGUCUCCUCCUCUGCGUCUCUCUCAUUUUUUGUUUCUCUAAAUAUUAAUCAUCAAUUUAUUUGGUUUUGAACAUGUGUUUUUUUUUGGAAUUCUUUUCCUAGUCAAUAAAUUAAAUUUAAUGUAAGUGCUUAUGUAUAUUUUACAUACAUACAUACAUGUGUAUGCAUAUAUGAUGUUGAUGAUGAUGACGACAAUGACGAUUCUAUAGAAUGUUUUUAACUUCAAAAAUAAAUAAAAAUAAACAUCGAUUCAUUUUUACCGAAGGCAAUUACAACA
This is a messenger RNA of Drosophila grimshawi, 15821 nucleotides long. It is a transcript of the gene RyR, whose product is annotated as ryanodine receptor. Gene Ontology annotation, molecular function: protein binding; ryanodine-sensitive calcium-release channel activity. The record is from RefSeq and is a predicted model, not a curated record. Gene Ontology annotation, cellular component: Z disc; smooth endoplasmic reticulum; sarcoplasmic reticulum membrane. NCBI's taxonomy places the organism in Eukaryota, Metazoa, Arthropoda, Insecta, Diptera, Drosophilidae. The transcript is spliced from 28 exons. Bases 65 to 15532 code for a protein of 5155 amino acids. Gene Ontology annotation, biological process: calcium ion transmembrane transport; intracellular calcium ion homeostasis.